Molecule: messenger RNA, 1777 nt
Organism: Pocillopora verrucosa
Lineage: Eukaryota; Metazoa; Cnidaria; Anthozoa; Scleractinia; Pocilloporidae
Source: RefSeq, a predicted model, not a curated record
ACAACUUAACGAUAACGACCUAGAAGAGUUACAGGAGGGUUUGUUUGAUGGUUUAAGAGCAUUGACACACCUGGACCUGUCUAAUAAUACGGUUGAGAACCUGCCACAAGACGUCUUUAGCAACCAAACAAAUCUCGAAAAGCUGUUUUUAUCCAAAAACCAAAUUGAAGAAUUACCAUCAACGAUAUUUGUUAACCUGACCAAGCUUAAGACAUUAAAAAUGGAGAAAAAUAAGUUGAAAGAGCUCGAUCCUAAACAAUUUCGCGGACUGGCCGAGCUAGAAGAGCUCUAUCUGUCGGGAAACAAACUCAGAUAUUUGCCACAAGGAAUUUUCAAAGGCUUAAAGCAGCUUCUGAUUCUAGAACUCUUUGACAACGAAUUGAAGAACGUUUCCAUCGACAACUUCAGAGAAAUCAGACAGUUAAAAAUUCUAUUUUUACAUUAUAACCACAUGAGGGAGAUUCCCUACAGAUUUUUUGAAGAGUUGAAGGAUAUAUUACGAGUGAGUUUGGACACAAACCUGAUGUGUUGUCAUAUGCACAAGGAGGACGCUGACUGUGCUUUCAUUGAUAACGACGACUUUGCCAACUGUGAAAACAUGUUCAAGAACCCAAUCCCGAGGAAGAGCAUAUGGGCAAUCGGCUCCCUUUCCCUGGCUGGGUCGGUGUUUGUCAUCACAUGGCGUUCAGUCUUUAAGGAUACAAACACGGUACAAUCAAUCAUGUUAUUGCACUUGGCAGUCUCCGAUGGUGUAAUGGGAGCAUACCUAAUCACACUGGGUGUCAAAGAUCUGUUGUGGAGAGGAGAGUAUUACUUGCAUGACGUCAAGUGGCGGUCUGGCUUGGCUUGCCAAAUAAUUGGUGCUACCUCUUUGCUAUCCAGUGAGGUCUCCUUGAUGCUGAUGGCUUUGAUAUCUGCGGACCGACUCAAGAACAUUGUGUUCCUGUUCAGAGGUGGAGCACUUUCGCGGAAAAUGACCCAAAUCCUUUGCGCCAUCAUAUGGCUCGUCGGCUUCCUCCUGGCUUUCUUUCCGAUGUUUGGCUUGAGAUACUUCGAAGAUCUUACGACAUAUCACAACUAUUACGGAAAAAAUGUAGUCUGCCUUCCCUUACAGCUCUCUCGUCACAAAACGAAAGGCUGGGAGUACUCUGUUUCUGUAUUUAUUGGCCUCAAUUUCUUCCUCGUCAUAUUCAUCACAGUUGCAUACCUUGCUAUAUUCAUAAGCAGAGUGCGAGUUAAAAACCAAUCAGCCAACGCAAGGAGGGAGACCGGUCUGGCCAAGAGAGUGUUCUUCAUCAUCUUCACUGACUGUCUCUGCUGGAUGCCAAUCAUCGUGUUUGGUAUGAAGUCGGUUUUGGAGGAGGAUUACAAACAACCAGGGGAUUUGGCUGUUUGGAUUGCCGUGUUUGCUCUGCCCAUUAAUUCAGUGAUAAACCCGAUUCUGUACACAUUAGCAACACCAAAGGCGCAAGAGUAUCUAGGAAGCAAAAUGGCAAUGCUGAGAAGCUUCAUAGGGAGUACUUUUUACUGCAGUGAAGAUCAAGAGGGACGACAACAAGAUCCACAAGAGAUUGAUGAUAACGGGCAACAAGAAGAUGCGCAAGAGCAGCAUGGUGACAAUCAAAUUGGAAUUGGCCAACAGCUUCACAAGGAGGAUCAGCAAGGAGCUGAAAUGCUGGAAAUGCAGCAAAUACCUCCCCAAGAACAAGAAGAAGGCCACGAAGGAGAAGAAGACAUUGUUGAAGAAUAUGAUCUGGAAUAUGAUACAAAGUUGUAA